Molecule: messenger RNA, 408 nt
Organism: Solanum stenotomum
Lineage: Eukaryota; Viridiplantae; Streptophyta; Magnoliopsida; Solanales; Solanaceae
Exons: 2
Coding region: 1-408 (135 amino acids)
Source: RefSeq, a predicted model, not a curated record
AUGGAGCCAUGGAAAGACCUGACUGGAAAAGUAGUGAUGGUGACUGGGGCCUCCUCGGGAAUCGGGCUAGAGUUCUGUCUCGACUUGGCAAAAGCCGGUUGCAGGAUCAUUGCUUCCGCUCGUCGUGUUGACAGGCUGAAAACUCUCUGCAACCAGAUUAAUAUUAAUUCAGAGGGCCUGGCUCGGCGUGCAAUCGCUGUCCAGCUCAACGUCACUGCUGAUAGUGCUACUAUUGAGGCUGCUGUACAAAUAGCUUGGGAUGCCUUUGGACGUAUCGAUGUCUUGAUUAACAACGCAGGCCUUAGAGGUAAUGUGUACAAUUCAUUGGAUUUGCCAGAGGAGGAAUGGGAACAUAUCUAUAAGACGAAUCUAAGAGGGGCAUGGUUGGUGUCAAAAUAUGUAUGCUGA